GCAGCCAGCAACGAGAGCAGCAGCCGUGUCCCCUGACCGUCUGUCCGGCAGCCACUGCUGGGUCCGACUCAGUCUGGCGACAACGUUAGCGGGGGGCUUGUUUUGAUUAAAGUUGACGGAUUUUUUUCCGUUUCAUAUUUUAUUCCCUGUAUUGUUGUGUGGAAGUACAGGAUAUAUACUGUGGUUCCCGAGUCCUUAUCCGUUGGCUGUUUUUUUCCGCACAUCACCGAAGGAGAAAUAAACUUUGGAAUUAACCGAUCUCAAAGUGGAGAGGAGCAACUUUUCCAACAGGCUGACCUAUGCUAAGCUAACCCGCUAAGCCAGAAGUCUGGAAUGCAGUUGAAAUUCCAGUUAAAAGUCCACAAAGGAGCACACGAACUGUCUGUUUCGCUAUUCGGUGACUAUAUGAGAUUUACUAGAGACUCUCACAGUGAAAGCUACUCCGCGGAGCCUCUCCGUAUUUGGUCGGAAUGGACGCUGCAGGUGCACCUCUUGAGGCACCUGCGAAAACUUGGUAACUUGAGAGCUAACUUUAGCCUUUUCACGUUAGCAUUCAGCAGAACCAGACAGUGUUUUGUGAUAGCUUUAAAUUAAAUUGGCUUGGCAGUUAAUUGUUAUUUUUCGCUUUACUGGCAUUAACCAGGAGCUUAAAAAAGCGUCGUUAGCUAACCCGUAUUUUGGCUAACUUAGCCAGCAACCUCGCUAGCUAGUUAUUGACCCUCACACUUCUACCGGAGUGGCGACGUGGAUACAGACGCGCUCUCCCACGGGACUUUGGACACAGUUUGACCACGGCGUGGACUGCGCAAGGAUACCCCCUCCUCUGUUUUCAUCGGAUAGUGUCUUAGAUGUGACAGCAUGAGGAUUUCAAAAAGUUACAAGUUACCUUUUUAAAGUUUUCAUUUUGUCCAAAAAGCGCUGCACCCUAUGGUGCCGCUACGGCCACCGAGAAAUGGAUGUCUCGCAGGCCGCUUUCCCAAACGGUGAAGGGCGGCCGGGCGGCGGUGGGACCGGGGAACAUGCCUGGGCAGAGUCCCCCUCAGUUCGGGCUUGGGCUCACUCUGCCCCGCUGUGCCCGACUCGAUCCCUGUGGACAGCUGCUUAUGACUACGAGGCGAGCGGCGAGGACGAACUCAGCCUCAGGCGAGGUGAUGUAGUAGAGGUCCUGUCCAAGGACGCUGCGAUCUCCGGGGACGAGGGAUGGUGGACGGGGAAAAUCAACCACAGGGUAGGGAUUUUCCCUUCCAAUUAUGUCACCUAUCAGCCCGCUAUAUACCGUCUCCCAGCUACAAGUGUGUCGACUGGGGUACCAGAGCGAGUCCCGAGCUCGCCCGUCCAGAUCCCCUUUAGUGAACUGGUAUUAGAGGAGAUCAUAGGCGUGGGUGGAUUUGGUAAAGUUUACCGGGGCACAUGGAAAGAUCAGGAGGUCGCUGUGAAGGCGGCUCGGCAGGACCCAGAUGAAGACAUAACGGCAACCGCCGCCAGUGUUAAACAAGAAGCUAAACUUUUUUCGAUGUUGCAGCACCCCAAUAUUAUUAAACUGGAAGGGGUGUGUUUGGAGGAGCCCAACCUGUGCCUGGUCAUGGAGUAUGCCCGAGGCGGGACACUGAACCGGGCGCUGACCGGAAGGCGGAUCCCUCCACACAUCCUGGUCAACUGGGCUGUGCAGAUUGCACGCGGGAUGCACUAUCUACACGAGGAGGCCGUGGUACCCAUUAUCCAUCGUGACCUGAAGUCUAGCAACAUUUUAUUACUUGAAAAAAUUGAGAAUGAUGACAUUGGGAGAAAGACCUUGAAGAUCACAGACUUUGGCUUGGCCAGGGAAUGGCACAAAACCACAAAAAUGUCAGCAGCAGGCACCUACUCCUGGAUGGCACCAGAGGUCAUUAAGUCAUCUCUCUUCUCCAAAGGCAGUGACAUCUGGAGCUAUGGUGUCUUGCUGUGGGAGCUGUUAACAGGGGAGGUACCUUACCGUGGAAUAGAUGGCCUCGCUGUUGCUUACGGCGUGGCAGUUAAUAAGUUAACCCUACCAAUCCCUUCCACUUGUCCCGAACCCUUCGCUAAGCUCAUGGAAGAUUGCUGGGACCAGGACCCUCAUGUGCGUCCCUCAUUCUCUUGCAUCCUGGAGCAGCUUUCAGCCAUCGAAGAGGCGGUGAUGGCCACCAUGCCUCAGGACUCCUUCCACAGCAUGCAGGACGACUGGCGUGUGGAGAUCCAGGAGAUGUUUGAUGAGCUCAGGACCAAAGAGAAGGAGCUACGUUCCAGAGAAGAGGAGCUGACACGAGCCGCCCUGCAGCAGAAGUCUCAGGAGGAGUUGCUGAAGCGUCGGGAGCAGCAGCUCGCAGAGCGCGAGAUCAACGUGCUGGAGAGAGAGCUCAACAUCCUCAUUUUCCAGCUCAACAAAGACAAGCCCAACGUGAAGAAGAGAAAAGGCAAAUUUAAACGUUCCCGCCUUAAACUGAAGGAUGGGAACCGCAUCAGCCUACCCUCAGACUUCCAACAUAAGAUCACCGUGCAGGCUUCGCCCUCCAUGGACAAAAGGCGGAGCCUUCACAGUACCAGCUCCUCUCCUCCCAGCAGUCCCACACUUAUCCCUCGUCUACGAGCCAUUCAGCUUACUCAAGAUGAGAGCAACCGUACGUGGGGCCGCAGCUCCCCCUUCAGGCCAGAGGAGUUUGAUGACGUGAAAAAGGGAAUCAAGAAGAAAGGAAGAACCUGGGGACCCAGUUCAGUACAGAGCAAAGAGAGGCCUGCUGCCGCUCAGAGAGUGCGUCCUCUGUCAGAUGGCAGUAACCCGUGGUCCACCAGCCUGGUGAAGUCCCAGAAGUCUGUCCCUCUUGCUGCCCUGUUUGCCGAACAAGCAGGGAACAGUAAAGAUGAGACUUUCUCCCAGGAAUGUUCUGACAGCAGCUCCAAACCAAAGCAGCUCAAGUUCCCCAACCAGGUGUACAUCGAUCUACCUCUGUGGAGGGACGAGCAGCAGACUCAGAUUUGUCCUGGUGGAAACUGCGGGACAGGAGAUGCUGGAGUGGGGUUAGCAGGUCAGAGCGGCCAACCAGAGACUCUGGACGACCCAUAUACCACCACAUCCACUUCAUCCACCUCAACUACCCCACAGCUUACACCCACCAACAGCCUGAAAAGGACAUCAGGUCGCCGCAAGACCGACGCCGUGCUGUAUGGCUGCGGUUCGCUGCUGGCUUCGGUUGUGCUCGGUUAUGACAUCAGGGAGGCCCUGAAAAACUCAGCUGCUGGCGAAGACUGCGAGCCCCCGAAAGAGGAGAAAGAGAAGAAAAAGAAAGAGGGCCUGUUUCAACGUGCAACCCGUUUCCGCCGCAGCACCUCACCACCAAGUGGUCGCUCCCGUAAAGACGAGGCAACGUCAAACCACAACUCCCCCCAACCUGUCAAUCUUAUUUCCAUGUCAGCCAUCAUGGAAUACAACUCCACCAAGUGUCUCUUACAGUCUGAAGCGGAGAUGUCGGAGUCUAACCCUGUGAAGGCUGAGCAUGUGGCUGUCAAUCAUCACACAGAGCCAUCCAGAUGCAGCCCAACAGCAGUUCCAGAAGGCCAGAGUAACAAGACUGCAGCUAAAACGCAGACAGUGGUGCAAACCCAAAGCCAGCUGCCAGAGCAGACCAACCACAAUCCAGCAGCACGUAUACGCAGAAAGAAAUACACCACCAACCACAACACCAAUGGCCUGCCCGCUCUGCCUCCUCCAAUCACACAAAAGAAGCAGGAGAAACAAGAGAAAGAGAAGGAUGGAGGGCCAGAAAAGCCCACUGGUGGAGAGGCCUUCACAAGACCGCGGCCAGUGUCACUCAGGGCCAAACCCCACACAUGGGCUCUGCUGCGAGGACGCAACAAAAGCUACUCCCUGGGUCACUAUUCUGGAGAAAAGGCGGCGCAGAACCUAAACAUGAUGCUGUCCUCAGAGGUAGGGAUGGGCUGCUCCCUGCUGGACAUGGACACCGAGGGCCAGAAACGAGACUGCACCGUGCCGCUCUGCCGCAUUCAAAGCUCCCCUGCACGGCCCUCUGUCUUUGAGCUGGACAAAGAGUUCCUCUCUUAGAAGUCUCGAGAAGCGAUCCGCUUGCUGGUGGUUCUAGCUCGUUCCUCACAGCCUAGAGUGUUCAGAACAUACACACACAGAACUCCUGAAGGGUUUAGAACCAGGCUGCCUUUGUUUCUAUUUGAUAAAGUUCUAUACAGAGCGAUAGAAACGGCUUUGUUGCAGUUCUAGCACAUAUUCUAUGUUCUAGACUGCAGCAGAGUCUGAGGCUUCUAGAAAAUUCCUGAGCCACAGGUGUUCUAGUGUGUUUCUUUCUAGUACACACACACACACACACACACACACACACACACACACACACACACACACACACACACACACGGGGUUCUGAAACCAAGGCAGAACUUUCCAGAGAUGGAUCAGCAGCUCUUCCUGUGAUCAUCUCGGUGCUUGACUGCCACCUUUGUUUCCCCUCAUCCCUUCCUCGCUCUUGUCACCCCCCCCCACCCCUUUUCCUUUCUCGUUCUAUCGGUGCAGCUAAACGUUGACCGCUGCUGCAGCUUUCUCAACACAAUACCCUCACCUUUUUAUUUAUAUAUAUAUUUUUAUAGGUAAUUUAAUAUGAAGAGACUUGACCUUACCUUAGAAACCAACAGGACACACAUUCCAUGUCAGUUUCGAAGAAGUGUGAUCACGCUUUUAGAUUUGUUUUUUUUGACUUAAAAAUCAUGCAUGCAUGUACCCUUAAAAUGUUGAACAAAAAAUAUACUAUGCCUUGUUUGUAAAUAUUUCUUUUAAUCCUUUAUCGGCCUAAUGCUGGCAGUUUUGUUUUCUUUUAUAUGGCAUUAAUGCUGUUUUAUGACUGAGGCAGCAAUGCUGCAGUACAGUUUGUUCUUGAGCAAUAGAUUCGGGUUUUGUCCGUGGAGUAGUCGAGAAAUGCGUCUGUUAAUUUGUGUUCAUGAAGAAAAAUGUUUUCUUUUGUUUGUUUGUUUGUUUGUAUGCACAAAAACACCUGCCACACAGUCUGAGGGGAGUUUGAGGUUCAUGAACACAAAUUGUAGUGUAGUCCACCCUAGGAAGGGGAAGAUGGUGGCAUUCACUUAAGAGACACGAUUCAUGUUUUUAUGGUUAAGAUUCUGACUAAAAUCUUAGGUUAAGGUUUAAACACAGAUUGUGGUUUAGGUUCAAAUAAAACAGCUGAGCCAUGUUUUAAAGCUCUGUUACACUUCCUUUUGAAACACUUCAGUUUUGCAGUCGGGGUUACUGUCACAUAUUUAAUUGCUGUCCAUGAGUACACAGGAACAGAUCGCAUUUCUGGACUACAUCACGUGUUGCCACGAGGCCACGCUGUCUCGAGGUAGAUUACAUACUGAAUCCGGGUAGAGAUGUGUGUUUCCACCCAGAAUUCCCUGAAUAUUUUAGAGAUGCGGGUAGAAAACUGGAAGUCCUACAAAGCAGACCUGGAAUCUUCUCAUUUAGAAGUUGUGGUCAUGUGUUGAUAAUAUGGAAUAUGGAGUAUUUAUAGAUGUUUUUUUCUUUGUUAAAUUUUACUUUAUUUGGCACACUGCAGCAGAGCGGGAGGAACGCAUCAGCCGUGAAUGUUCAUGUGAGGGGAAACCCAAAUAAACUGCAUGGAUAUUUAGGAUUUCUACAAAGCCCAUAAAUGUGCACACAGGAGAGUGUUUACUUACCGUUUAGAGCAUCAGCUGCACAAAACUGCAAUACUUGUACUGUAAACCUGAUAAAUGUGUGCCUUUCAGCUUUGUCGUUUAAAAGCUUGGUCACUCAGUCAUAGAAAUCAGCCCCAGUUUGGUUGGUUUGAUUCUGUGAUAGCGCUGUUACAUGUAACUGGUUUUAACGUUUAGUUGAGUCAGGUUGUCGGUUGUAUCCGUUUCUCUUUGUACACUUUUUAUACAAUGUUAAGCAAAAGGUUUCUGCAUUUAGAAAAUAUUCAGAGUCAAGACACCGUUGCCUUUAAUGAUCAUGCUAGUUUUCCUCAGUAUUCACAAAGGGCUUUGAAUGUUGAUUUGUCAACAUGUUUCUUCCAGACUUGUGUGAACUUGACAGUAUGCAGAGCUGAUAAUGAAGGAUAUAUGCUGGACCCAAUGCCACCUGUAAUUGUUUAGUGUUGAUUGUUCUCCCCCCAGUAAAUUGAAUAUAAAAGUGGGCCAUUCAAGUAUUCAUUUACUAAAAGAUAUGAAUUUCCAAAUGGUGUAAAUAUAACUGAUUGCUCAUGUGUAUCUCACUGUGGCAUUUUAUAAGUUCCUGUGUUGCUGUGUUUUAUGACCACUGAAUUCAGAGCAGCUCUAAACAUUGUAAAGGGCCUUACUGAUCAUAAAGCUGUUAAAAGUGAAAGCUAGUUUUUUUAAAAUAAAUUAAGGGCAUCUUUAAACACCAGCGUGCACUGCUGCUAUAACACUGCAGACCUGAAGCAUUCCCAGACACACAUUCCAAUAUAUUUGACAAACUGCAGCAAUAAUAUUCGUGAAUCCAGACACGGCACAUUCAGGCUGUGUGGCUACAGGACCAAAAUUCAGCUCUACCAGCACUAAGGCCUCUCAGUCUUCAGGACCAAAACCACUAAAUGAACUAGCUGCUAGUGAGGAGUUCCUACAAAGAAGGCGACUCCACAUGAAAACACCACAAAGAUCUUCAGUGUGAAGCACUGUAGCUGAAAGACCCACUGCCCUCCCAAUCAAAUGAGAACUUCCUGUUAAAUGCAGUGCUUCCUUUAAAUCACUGAACACGUGUCACGCUGACUGUGUCAGAUUGAGCUUAGAGUACAUCUGUUUCAGUGAGCGCUGUUUGAUAUCAUUACAGUAUUUGUCAUUUCAUGCCUAAUUGAUCAAGAGUAUCGAGUUUAUCAAUGUUUUCAAUAAAGUCUAAGUUGAGACUAA
Molecule: messenger RNA, 6912 nt
Organism: Oreochromis niloticus (Nile tilapia)
Lineage: Eukaryota; Metazoa; Chordata; Actinopteri; Cichliformes; Cichlidae
Gene: map3k21
Product: mitogen-activated protein kinase kinase kinase 21
Exons: 10
Coding region: 953-4075 (1040 amino acids)
Biological process (GO): protein phosphorylation
Molecular function (GO): JUN kinase kinase kinase activity; protein binding; protein tyrosine kinase activity
Source: RefSeq, a predicted model, not a curated record